ACCUUUACAGGAUUACGUUGAGCUUGAUCGAUAUUAUUGAUCCGAACCUAACAAGACAGGUAUGCAUUUUAAAUUAUGUAAAGAAACUAUAGGAAACGAGUUAAGGUUACAUGCUCAGCUGUGCUCUACAUGACAGAGGCACAGAGGAAUGAGAAAAUUCGGGCGGGAUAAUGACGGCGAUCGAUGUUGCCACCCGACAUCGUCAGGUCACCAUCUUACAAUGCAUGGUUGCAAAGGACGAGGACGAAAUCAUAUGGACGCUAUCCAUGAACAAAGACAUCAUGAAAAAGGAAAUAGGAUUCGAGUACGAAAGUCGUAAUCGAAUGUGUAUUUGUGGACAAAUGUUCGAGAAACUACGCCACAAUAAUCACAUAUUUCACAUCGAAAAGUUAUCGGGAUGGGUAUUAGAAGGACGGUGUCCGCACGUUGAGCAGACGACAGACAACGUUCCGCAACAUGCAGCAACUACGUUUUUGCACUGCGCAUGUGCUCUAGGGAAGUUAAGAGUCAUCAAAUUUCUAGUUCAUGAACACGACUGCUCUUUAAACGAACCAACGAAAGCGACAUUAUUUGCUCCGAUUCAUUUUGCAAUCUACAACAAAGAUAUAAAAUUAUUUAAUUUUUUGAUCUCAAAGAAAAUUAAUGUUAACGUCUGCUGCAGAGGAGAAGAAAGAUAUUCAGCUUUAAUGUUAGCAGUUUUGGAAAAUGCUGAUGAAAUCGUCAAGAUGUUGUUGAAAAUGGAAAGUCUGCAAAAGAAUUUUGUAAACUCGUACCAAAAGGGCGCAUUGUGUUGCGCAGUAGAAAUGAACAACAAGAGAAUGGUCCAACUUCUAACAGACAAUGGCGUCAUGGCAACUCCAGGAACUCUGUAUCGGGCCGAUAUCUAUGGUGAUGAUUACAUCACUGGGCGCGUGCUCCAGACACGUGAUGCUGAUUUUUAUACCCCACAACAGCAACAUACUCUGAUUUACUCAGCUGUUGUUAAAGGCAAAGUGAAUUCUUUGAAGCUACUUUUAAAACAUGGCUUUCAACUCAAUCAUCGCCCUGAGUAUCUAUGUCCCGUGGAGGAGGAUCCAUUAUUCCACGCCACUCUGCAAAAUAACCCUGAUAUGGUUCGCGUUUUGUUAGAUCAUAAAGCUGAUAUUAGCAGAAAAAUAUACGGCACGACGUCGUACGAUUUGGCGAGAAUUUUAGAUUUAAAAGAUGUUUGUGUCAUCUUGAAGAACGAACUAGAGAGAAAGCAUCUACUUGUGAAAGCAGAACUGCAGACAGAUUCUAGCCCCUUCAUGACGAUUUUAACCCUUGCAGGAGUGAAUAAGAAGGAAUUCAUAUCCAAGCUUGUUUUGAAAGGACUUGACAUCAACGAUACUGCAGGUCAUGGGUUCAACCCAUUGCACGAGUCCAUAAACCGCGAAGACGAGGCAAUGGUAAAGCACCUGUUGCAGUGUGGGGCGGAUCCUAACAGACAGAGCGCCGAGCCCGGAUAUAUGACCCCGCUACACAUAGCCAUCAUCAAAGGUAACCUAAAUCUCGUGAAGAUGCUGCUCAGUUUAAACGUCAAGAUGGAGGUUGACCGUCCCGUUCUUGUUUUAUGGGGGUCAGACACUUACUAUACGGACUGGAUUGCGGACCCUAAGAUUAUGCCACGUCAUCGCUCGUCGUUAUGUGACGCAGUGUGCCGGAACUUCGUCACCAUCGCUCACUUCCUGUUGGAGGCGGGAAACGAUAUUGCUGAGGAAGACCCCGAGAGCAGUCAGUCAGUGAUUCGCCCUGGAGACAUGUGGGUGCGUUGCCGUGAGGAUCUUGGGUGGGUUGUCUGUACCAAGGAAAGGUCAUCGCCGACUUGGGUUACUAGAGACCAGUCGAGUAAAAUAACUGCAACACGUGUCUUUGUAGAAAUCAUGAAGACAUGCGUGUUGACAUGGUUCUUGUUCGUCAUUUCCGGGUUAACCAGUAGCACCCCCACGACAACACUGACCCCUGGGCAGCAGGCGCCCCCCAUCGCACCACCAAAUCGAUGCGUCAUAACUCUGCAAGACGAAACUUUCGCAAAGUUUCUGGACGAUCCUAAAGUUGUUCUCACAGAGUUUAAUUUUCAGCUGUUUAAUUAUUCCAAUGACCCUUUAAAGACGGAUCAGACCUACAACUACAAACCAUGGCGGUGGCAUCGAACACGCACGCAACAUGGCCGCACGUUGUUAAUGCUCUCUUUCCAUUAUGACGUUCUGUCCAUGUCUAUUUUGACCAUUGGUGUAGAACACCAUAAUGUUGUGUUAAUUGACCGUCCGUUUGGAUGCUUUUACAAUCUCACUGCUUCCGGGAGAAUCCAACUGAUCCGUGACCUAAUUUUAGACAACUUCCGCCUAGAAGAAAAGUCCGGCACCAAAAUACAAUUUGAGACACGAACAGAAAGGACAGUGUACGUCUGUAACGAGGUCGUGAAGGACAACGAUGGCUAUGCGGAGUUUAUCAACCGCUGCUGUAAUCAAAACCCCGACAAUAGCAUCACAUGCAGCGACGAAGUUCAACAGGGCUGGAUACUACUGCUGCACAUGUGCAUUACGUUGGUUAAGGUGAUGGUGUUUUUCUUUGCACCGCUGAUUAUGCCGGCCCAGAUGUACAACGCCUCCUAUGUAGCCGCGGAGUAUGCCGUGAAGCUUUCCAAAGAGCUCAAGCUCAAAAUGUUUGUGACUGAGAGUACUCAGACUUCCGUCAGAUACAAAAAGAGGCUGACGCUGGAAGACAUAGCCGAUUGGAGGCGGUUCCGUGAGAAAUUAGAGGAAUGCCCGAUGGAUGAAAUCGUUCCUAUCAGUGUACCCGAGCUAAGAGUCACAGUAAAAGGAAAGAGGAUCAUCCCUGACAACGACCCACCGACCGGGAUCUUCAGGACCUUGUACGACAACCUUAUCCGUUGUAAAAUCAAACGACUGGACCCUUUCACGGAAUGUUGCGACUUGAGCGUGUAUGCAUCCCUUGAACCCAUGAUCAAAGCCAAGUGCACGUGGCACAUGUGUGUACAAACCCUUGUUAAGGUGCUACUCCUGUUACUUAUUCCACUUCCAUUCUACGUACGCGUUAUCAUCUAUUACUUCUUUGAAGAAGACGAAGUGAUGUUUCGGAAACGUGUGAUAGAUAACUUGGGACUGAAGAAAGAGUUUGACUUCUACAAAGGAAACGUUAUCCAGUAUUUUUCUCCCACACACGGCGUUUUUAUUGCCACCUAUGUGUUCUAUUUUCUCUCUGGGGUAAUCCUGGGAUUUUCCGACGAAUCCGUCAGGGAAAAACUGAAAGCAAUAGCGAGAGACGCUUUGCAGGAUAUGGCCAACGUGUCGCGAACAAGUGUUUUGCAAGUUUUGUUGCGCAUUGGUUUGUGGCCUUUCAAGAAAUGUGGACUUAUUGCUAUAAUCGUUGCACCUUUGUAUUCAUUCAUCGCUUUUCCUGUGUGUGCAGUGAUCUUUGUUCUUUAUUGCAUUCCCACUUUGUAUCUAUCAUAUAGACUUAUAUUUCAUGCCCGAAAAAAGUUUGAUGACGAUACAUGUAAUUAUGAAUCAGAACCCGAAAAACCUUUAAGCAAGAAAAAAGAAAAACUUAAAAAGGUCCAGAAAAAGUUGUCUAAAAUUGAUAAAAGCAUGCAUAACCGCCUAGCUCACAUGAAUGAAACAAACAACAACGCCGCUGCGUGGGGUCAAGGGAAGUUCAACGCAGUCCGUCGCUUCUUGAUUCAGUGGAUCGUGGGUCUGUUCUGUCUAGCAGUCCUUUACGCCAUCAUCCUGAUCAUCGUGGAAGCGGUGGGUUUGAUUGUAGAGGUUAUGGCUUUCACGAUGAUGGGGAUUAUCAUCAACGCUGGAAGUACCCUUCGUUACGUUUCAAUGGCGCUUCUAGUGAUCGUAUACAUGCACGACUGUUACAAUAAUGUGUACGAGAGUUAUCUCACCUUUGACAAGAGCGUCGUGGAAGACAUUAUGGACAGAGUGGAAGAUCUGAAGACGGUCGCUAGUUUGCCCUCCAACAUGCAAGAAAAUGUGGCGUUUCAGGUGAAACCGGUUGAAGCGGUGGAUGAAAUCCCAACUACUCUGACAUUUGAAAAGAAGGAUCCUUCAUGGAAGAUCGGUCAUUUGUUAUUGUUUCUGGAUUCUUGCGACACUCCCAGAAUUCCUCUCCGGUUAUUCCAGAAAGUUUGUGAAAUCCGAGUCCAUGGUGCGCCAGGACCAGUAUAUAUAAAUCUCCUAAGCGCAACCGGAAAAUUCCUCAUUAUUGUUGUUUUUCUUUUCUUUGUUAUGAUCGUUGUCAUGGCAUUCGGUAAUGUCCACCAAGUUUCGUCGACCAAUCAGACUUUAGCGACCCUAGCUGGAGGAUUUGUGCCGAUGCUCUUGAAAAAUGUUCUUCCAAGAAAAUCCGUGAAACUCAACUUAAAGACGCUAAGUUUCAAAGGGCAGAUUGAUGAAAUAAUCUGCGACUUUAAACAAAAUUGGCCUAUUUAUGACUUUGUUUUCAAGAGAGAGGAUGAGGUCGAAUCUGAGCCCGAAGAGGAAGACGAUAUAGGGGGCAAAGAAAGAAAACAAAGUUUAGGAAAUGUAGUUGACGACCCAGAAGGUGAAAAGGCAAAUCCCGCAGACGACAAAGGAAAAGUCAACGACAAACUAGAAAAAUACAUGAAAGAGGGACGCGAGAAGAAGCUCUACACGGAAAAACGGCAGAAAGGACUAAAUGGCAUCAUAAAGGAAAAUACUGAAAACAAUUUAAGUGUGGAAGAAGCUUCUCGUCGAUUAUCCGUUGUGGAUGACAAUUUUGUUGAUCUUUUUAUUGACCUUAGUGUGGCUGAUACUUCUAUACCGUGGCAGAUCUACGGCUCUGCAGAAAGUCUUCAGUCAGCCUCCAUGUUACCGCCCGACUACGAAAUGGAGGUGAAAGCUCCGCCAUCGAUUCCAGAAAUCAGGGUAGAUGCCUAUCCUUGAGAUGACUGCACAAAACAAUGUAUUGUAUUUCAAAGUACAUCUCCUUUGUAUAUAAAUGUUAAGUUGUUCAAUGAUGUGGAUUUUUUUUUUCAAUGCAUCGCGUAUCUUACACAGUCACACUUGAACACAUCGAAUAAAAAAUAUAUUAACCUGACUGAUCUCAACAGAACUAAAUUCACGUUUCAUGUUUAAAAAUAAAUAUAAUAGAUUCUA
Messenger RNA from Magallana angulata, 5168 nucleotides. RefSeq lists its product as uncharacterized. NCBI's taxonomy places the organism in Eukaryota, Metazoa, Mollusca, Bivalvia, Ostreida, Ostreidae. Gene Ontology annotation, molecular function: protein binding. The record is from RefSeq and is a predicted model, not a curated record.